AUGCGAGGCAUCGGCGCCGCCGCAGCCGCCGCCGCCGCCCGGCGGCACGCGCACCUCCCCUCCUCCUACGCUGCCGCGUUCUCUUCCUUCUCCGGCAUCGGGGGCAGUGGUGGCGCAGGGCGCGGGCGCGGGCGCGGCCUACCGCCCUCCGCCUCCGCGCCGCCGCGCGCUCCCGGGAGGCCUAUCCCCGAGGACGACAAUGGGGCGGAUCUCUUCGCCGCAUCAUCUUCUGCCGGCCGUGGCCGCGGGGAGCCCGUGAUCCCGCCCUCCCCCACCACCCCGUCCUUCUCGUCCUUCUCUGGCGCUGGCCGCGGCCGUGGAUCCCCGCUGCCCCCUCCCCCGCCGCCGCCGCCAUCCGACGAAGAUGCCCCCAAGCAACCCACCUUCGCAAAGCGCUUCGACUCCGUCCCUCCCCCCUCCAAUCAGGAGCCGCUAGCCACCGUUGCCUCCUCCUCAUCCGAGCCGCCGCGUUCGAUCCCUACCUCCGGCGCCGGCCGCGGCGUGCCGCGUGUGCAGCCACCGGUGGACAGGGCCCCCGAGGAGAACCGCUUCGUUCGAAGUCGUGGGGCAAGGAAAGCUCCGGCCCCGUCGGCUCCAAGCGGGCAGCCGAAAUUGGCGCCACAGGAGGCUGUGAAGCGUGCUUUGGAGCUCCUUGGCCGUGGCGAUACUGGCGGUGGACGCGGGAGAGGGGGGCGUGGGGGCCGCGGAGGUGGCCGGGACGGUGGCCGUCGGCCUGCUGACGUCAACGAGCAGGAAAAGAUCUUCUUGGGUGACAAUGCUGAUGGCGAGAAACUCGAGAAGCGGCUUGGGCCUGAGAAAAUGAAGAUUUGGGACGAGGCGUUCGAUGAGGCAGCAGAUGAGGCACUGCCAAACCCGGAGAAUGAUAAGCUUCUCGACGAUAUUCAUACCGAUAACAUGAUUGAGUUUGAGCCAGAGUACAAUGUGAGCUUUGGUAAUCCUGAUAUUGAGGAGAAGCCGCCUAUGUCAUUGCAGGAGAUGCUGGAGAAAGUAAAGCCAUUCAUAGUUGCUUAUGAAGGCAUCCAGGACCAGGAAGAAUGGGAGGAUGCCGUGGCCGAUAUCAUUUUAAAGGCACCCCAUAUGAAAGAGAUGAUAGAUAUGUACAGUGGGCCUGAUGUCGUAACUGCAAUACAGCAAGAAGGGGAGCUGCAAAGGGUUGCCAACACUCUUCCAGCAAACAUACCCAAUUCAGUAAAGCGGUUUACUGAUAAAACUUUACUUUCUCUCAAGAAUAAUCCUGGUUGGGGUUUUGACAAGAAGUGUCAAUUCAUGGACAAGUUUGUUCGUGAAGUUUCAGAGCAAUACAAGUAA
Molecule: messenger RNA, 1329 nt
Organism: Triticum turgidum subsp. durum (durum wheat)
Lineage: Eukaryota; Viridiplantae; Streptophyta; Magnoliopsida; Poales; Poaceae
Source: the annotation of a GenBank genome assembly